Messenger RNA from Salvia miltiorrhiza (redroot sage), 683 nucleotides. RefSeq names its product probable ADP-ribosylation factor GTPase-activating protein AGD14. Lineage: Eukaryota; Viridiplantae; Streptophyta; Magnoliopsida; Lamiales; Lamiaceae. The transcript is spliced from 3 exons. The record is from RefSeq and is a predicted model, not a curated record. Bases 39 to 278 code for a protein of 79 amino acids.
AUAUUAUACCAUUGUGUGUUUAGGCUCAAUUCUGGGACAUGAGCUCGUUGCAAGCAGCUCUUCCGAGUAAUCAGGCACCGGCUACCUAUGUUAAUGAUGUGAAUGAAUCCUGGUUUCCCCAGAAUUCUGUUGCAUCAUACGUCCCCGGUGCCGCUGCAUUUGAUCCUCUAAAUGCAGGCUCUUUCGGGUAUAUAGUCGGGCAAGUGCCAACCACCCAAAUACAGAGCAGCCCUGCUCAAGGCCCCGUUGCAUCCAUCGGGGGCAAUCCUUUUGCAUAGCGUUCGACUCGUUCUGUUUUGUUAGUACCAUGUAUCAAGAGUCUCUUUUUGUCCACUGUAAUUAAGUCUAGUUCCUGAGAAACGUUCUGUUUUGUUAGUACCAUGUAUCAAGAGUCUCUUUUUGUCCACUGUAAUUAAGUCUAGUUCCUCUUUUCUCAGACACCAGCAUUCCUUGUUUCCAGUUUUUCAUAUUUGUAUUCUUUGAGGAAUAAGAUGUAAGAAAGUGUCUCGUUUUUUCGACACCGGACCCGCCCAGAGGCCGAGACGCCGGUGGUUGUGUAGGUAUAUGUAUGAAGCAAGUGCCUCAUCUUGGUGCUUUAUGGUUGUAACUUGUAAAUAUCGUUGAAGCUGAAAUUGGAUCAAAAUAUGUUUUUUCUAUGCAGAGUGAUUCAUUUUUGUGAAAAA